This is a messenger RNA of Triticum aestivum (bread wheat), 2850 nucleotides long. Its product is annotated as lysM domain receptor-like kinase 10. Gene Ontology annotation, molecular function: ATP binding; protein kinase activity. Gene Ontology annotation, biological process: protein phosphorylation. Bases 367 to 2217 code for a protein of 616 amino acids. The record is from RefSeq and is a predicted model, not a curated record. Lineage: Eukaryota; Viridiplantae; Streptophyta; Magnoliopsida; Poales; Poaceae. The transcript has 6 exons.
AAGAAGACACACCGUGUAUUUGGCUGGAGCUCUGUUUUUAUCAAGUGGUGAGGUGACAAACUCUGCACUGCUUUGUUCCUUCCUUGUUAGUUGUUACCCAUCCUUCCCCUCCUCUGCAAGUAAGGGUGGGUCAACGAUCGAUCGGACCCUCACCUUCUCCGUCCUCGUCGAUCCGCCCCACUCGACUUGCGCAUCCUAUCCGGACUCAGGAUUCAUCCCCUACGCACUAUCUACACGGGUUUGAAGGUUUAUAUUGCUGGCAGACUGUUCGUGGAGCCUUACUUGUAGGCGAUGGUGUUUCCCAAACACCAGUAGUGCUGUUUUUAUGUGCACUAGGGACUGUAAAUUGCUACAUCUGCAGAGACCAUGGCGCCAGCUGGUAGGUUGGUCGUACAGGUUGCAGGAGCGGACCUGGAGGACCUAUAUUGCCGAGGUACCACCAUGGCCUUUGUGGUCCUCAGCUUUGAUUCCCAGCAGUUUCGCACGAGUGUCAAGUACAAGAAACGUAUGUUCUCCCUAGAGUGGGAGUGGGACGAGCGAUUCUACUUCUACCCCCUGUCGUCUUCAUAUAAUGUUCAUAAUCUUGUUCUUGAAGCGAGUGUGUAUAGCACGGACGAAUCCUUCCCCGGUCAAAAUUCUUUCCAUGGCAAGGCCACAAUAAAUAUGAGCUCAUUCUGGCCGUUCAAUCCUUCUACACGGCCAUCCCGGUAUCCUCUGGAAAAGCGUUUCAUGCUCUUCCCUGUUGUGUCAGGGAAAUUGGAUCUAAAUGUAUACUAUGACCCCCCUGACUUCGACAGUGAUAGGGAGGACUCCAUCAGAGGCAAUUGGCUCCUUCAUGGCAACUAUCCAGCCCCAGUGGGGAUGUGUGUGGAGGUCGUAAGUGCUCAAAACCUCAGGCCCAAGGACGACAGAACUUCUGGUUGGACUUGCGUCGAGGUUUCCUUCGAUUUUUUCCGGCUCCGCACCGCAAACUGUGAGACAGAUGUGAAUCCGGUGUGGAACCAGCGCUUCUACUUCGACAUGUGGGAACCAUCUAAUCUUCAUCUCCUUAAUAUUGAAGCAUAUGUUUACCGAGUCGACACUUCGUUCAAACGUUCCAAGACCUUACUUGGGAAGGUCACAAUUGCUGGAAAAUCAUGCGGGCCCUUCUCUGAAGCUGUACUAUUAUUUCAUCCACUGGAGAAGCCUUCGAUGUUCUCGCUUGUGAGCGGGGAAUUAUGUCUGAAAGUGUACACCAUUGACUUGGGAAGCAUACCACAUGAUGAGAGUUCACUACCACUACCACGAGAUGUACUAUUCCAACAUUUUAAAGGAAUCACAAAUAACUUGGAAAGCAUAUCACAGGAUGAGAGUUCAAGACCGCGAGAUGUAUCAUUGCAAUAUUUGAAAGAAAUCACAAAUAACUUUACCGACGAGCGAAUACUAGGCCACGGUGGUUUCGGUGUGGUAUAUAAGGGUGUGCUACAAAAUGGGGAGAUUAUUGCUGUGAAGAAGAUAGCGUCGUCAUUCAUGCUUGGCCAGAAGCAAUUUGAGAAUGAGGUUUAUCAUCUUAUGAUGCUUAAGCACCCUAAUAUAGUGCGAUUCAUAGGCUACUGCUAUGAAACACGAAAUGAGUGUUUAGAGUACGAAGGGAAACAUGUUUUUGCAGAGACGCCGGAAAGGUUACUUUGCUUGGAGUAUCUAUCCAAGGGAAGCCUUGAUAAGUAUAUAACAGAUGAAUCUUCCGGACUUGAUUGGAGCACACGCUACAAAAUAAUCGAGGGGGUUUGCUAUGGCUUAUGUUACCUCCAUGAGCAAACAGACAAGCCUAUUAUUCACCUUGACUUGAAGCCUGCAAACAUACUGCUCGAUGAUGAUAUGGUGCCGAAAAUCACCGACUUUGGUUUGUCAAGACCGCUUGAUAAACAAAAAACUGUUUGCACUUCAUCUCGUGACGGAACAUUUGGUUACAUGGCACCAGAAUUUUUACAUGAAGGUAAAAUCACACCAAAGUCAGACAUAUUCAGUUUGGGCGUAAUAAUCAUGGAGAUAGUAAUAGGAGACAGGAACUAUCCAGAUACUGGAACACCUUCAGAUGACUUUAUGGAGCUUGUAAGGAAAACAUUCUCGCCGAGUAAAACGAGGUCUUUGUUUUACAUAAACGGUGUUGCGUUUUAUCUUUUGCACACUAGCAUUCUAGAUGUAUGUUUGGAUUCUACAUCUACAGACUCUUGGUAAAUGGAGAAAUAUGUCGCGCGAAUCAACAGGGGAAGCCAUCCUAGAGACAGAUUGCGAACAAAUAAAGAGAUGCCUCGAGGUAGGUCUAGUCUGUGUGAAUCCUGACCGCUCCAAGAGGCCUCCAAUAGCGAAGGUCAUCAGUAUGCUCCAAGGAUUAGAAAGUAUCACCUGCAGUUUUAGCAACGAGGCAGCAUCAUCAGCAGGCCAGGGUGUUGAGCCACAGGAUCGACCCAGGAAGAGAUCGCGCACCGGCAGGCAUUAGAUUGACUGGCUUCUUUGCGAGUAUUACUUGGUGUCUUGUUUGAUUCGUGUAUGUAUGCCGUGAUUUGCAAUUUUCCUCGUGCAGUUCACCAACAAAUCUUUGGGAGACGGUAGCAUGGGUUAUCUUCAACCCAUUUGGAUGACGAGCUAAUAAUAGGCUAGGUGUAUAGACAUCAUAGCCUGUUGCUAUCUUCGCCGGUUGUGGCAUCUUUUAUUUUCCUUUUUUGUUAAGCUCCGUUUGUGAGUCAGAUUUGAACCUCAGACUUUGUUCUGCAUUUUGUUUAAUAAUAUGGCUGCAUGCAUCAUUCUGAUGCAGAGGUCGUGGGUUAUCCUUAUUUUCCAAAAAAUAAAAAGUUCACCAACAAAUCGUUA